AUGUCAUCCAAGUCCUUCUACGCUCUCAUCGCUGGCGUUGGCCCUGGCACUGGUCGUUCAGUCGCUCUACGAUUCGCUCAGAAAUACCCGGUAGUAUUACUUGCUCGUCGACCUGAGAGUUACGAGAGUACUCUUGCAGAUGUUCAGAAGGCGGGUGGUAAGGCGAUCGGGGUCUCAGCCGACGUUGGAGACGCUGCAUCUUUGAAGAAGGCUUUUGAGACUAUCAACAAGGAAUUGCCAGACAGUCAACUCGCGGCCGCUGUUUACAACGUCGGAAGCGGUGGCUUUGCUAAGAAACCUUUCUUGGAGCUCACAGAGAAUGACCUCAAUGCCAGCAUUGAUGGAUCUAUCCGAGCAUUCUUCAACUUUGCGCAAGCUACUAUUCCUCAUCUUCUUGAAGCAGUACCAAACUCUCACUACCCUCCAACCCUAAUCCUCACUGGCGCCACAGCUUCCGUUAAGGGUUCCGCGUAG
This is a messenger RNA of Fusarium mangiferae, 474 nucleotides long. Its product is annotated as putative short chain dehydrogenase. The coding region runs from base 1 to 474 and encodes 157 amino acids. The transcript has 3 exons. Lineage: Eukaryota; Fungi; Ascomycota; Sordariomycetes; Hypocreales; Nectriaceae. The record is from RefSeq and is a predicted model, not a curated record.